CGUAACGAUUUCUGUUGAUUCAAAAUUGCAAUUGAAGGAGUGAAUAUAAAUAACAUGAUUAAAACAAGUCAAUUAUUUACAUUUUGAUGCAUGGUUGAAAAAUUGUUGCUUUGUUAACUGAAUUUUCGUCUCUUAAGUAGAUUGAAGAUUCGGUCCUAUUAGAAAAAUGAUGAAUUCUGGACUUCGUACGAAGAAAGAUGUUGAGCGGCAUGUCGCUGAUGCAUUGAGUAGACUUAACAGCGAAAAUGAAAAAAACCUUCGUGGGUACACAUUUGCUCGAUUAUUCUUCCAAGUGAAAGAUUAUGAAGCUGCAAAAAAGCAUUUAUCUAGCUUCUUGAGUGUACGAGAUAAUCAUGCUCCGGCUCAUAGGUUGAUGGCUCAAAUUUUUGAAGCGACAAAUAAUCCUGAAAGUGCUUUGCAGUCUUACAAACGUUCUUUAGAAAUUGACCCCCAUCAGAUUGAUUUGGUUUUGAAAAUUUGUGAAUUAUAUUGUCAGCUUUCAGUAGAUCAUGAGACAGCUAGGUAUUGGGCUGACAGAGCAGAUCAGCUAUUUCCCCAUAAUGAAAUUGUGUUCAAAUUACGGGAAUGCAUGGUAUCUGCUGAAGGAGAACCUGAUCAUCAGGAGCUUGAAAAUUUGAUUGCAACUGAACUUGCCGCACAGCCAAAAAAUGUUGGUCUCCGAAUUAGACUUUUAAGAUUGUAUCUUGACACUGAAAGAUUAAAGGAGGCUUAUGAGCAUGCAACUCUUAUUGAAAGCAAGAGGCUUUUUCCUUACAGUGUUGAAUGGUAUUAUUUGCUGGGAGACAUAUUUGAAGCAUAUCAAGAAGAAUAUGGGCAAAACCUUGACUCCCAAUUUUACAUAAAUUAUCUAACAGCUUUAGAUCGACUUGUAUUAUUAACAUUAGCUGAACCUCAUUCUUUUUCUUGUGAGAAUGGAAAGAAACAGUAUAGUGUGAAUGAUGCAGCUGCUGUCUUAUUAACAUUUGACCAACUUCUGAAAAAAGCAUCAGAAAAAGAUAUUAAAGAAGGUUCCUGGAUGUAUUUUAUGCAUUAUAUGAAGGGACAACUAUAUUUUUACAUGGCUUCUCUUUUGUUAAAGCGUGCUAAGAUGGAUCAGGGAAAUAAGAAGGAAGCAUUCAAAUUCAGUGCUGGCUUAGCUGUUGUCUGUUAUACUUUCAAGCCUGUAAAUUUGCUUCAAGAAAUGUGGUUUUCCAAUUUAGAAGAUAAUCAGAAAGCCUUCACAAAUUUCUUUCAGCAAGGUUCUUUGAGAACAAGCUUCAUUGGUCAUGUUAUAAUAGACAUGUGUAAAGAAGAUAAAAGCAAAUGGCUCCAGAAAUUAAAAUUAGAAGUUUGUAUAUCUCAGAUCAAAGAAAGAAUAUAUAAUAGAGUUUUCAGCUCUGUAGUUCAAAAAGAUAAAUUACUAUCUUCAUAUUUUAUAUCUGAUUCAACUUUUGAAAACUGUAGUUUAGAAUUCCCAUCUGAACUGGCUUUACAAGAAUAUGAUAAAGCGGCUUAUAAGCUUUGUCCAGACUCUCUUCAUCAUUUAGUGUGGCUUGAAAUGCAAAGGCAUUCUUCAAAUAGCUCAGAACUUAUUGACAAUCUCAUGGAGGUUUUUAAAGGUCUUCAAUAUAGUAACAAAAAUCUGUCUAAAGGAAGUUGCGAAUCUCUUUGUGUUCUGGAUCUUGAAGCCUAUCUUUAUGCUACUGUUUAUCAAGCCCAAUGUAUGAUUGAAAAAAAGAAAGGUUAUCUUAGUCCAAAGAAUCAAGAUUCACAAUUGUCUUAUCCUCCAGAUAUAGCUGAUGCUAUGUGUUCUAAACAGCAAGCAUCCUGGUGGAAAGCUGCUUAUGGUCUUCAUAGUUGUACUAUUAAAGAGAAACUUGGUGAACAUAGAAGAAUAUUACAGCAUGGCUUAGAAGUAAUUAGAGGGAUUGGUAAUCAUGGAAUGGAAGUACAACUAGUUGCAUAUUUAGCACAAAAAUUUGCAAACAAAGCUGAUUCUUUAAUGAAGGAAACAGAGCUUAACAAAGAAAAAUACAAAAUAAAACCUGAUAAUAUCAAAGCUCUGCAGCAACGAGCAAUCCAUUAUUGGAAUAUUGCUUUGGGUAUGCUGGAGAAAAUGUCAUCUGGACAGACUCUUAAAAUUCCCAAGGAACAAGUAUUUUCUGGCAUGAACAAAUGCUUAUCUAAGGAUGAAAUAAAAAAUUUGCAAGAAGACGGACAACUUUAUAUUGCAGUUUGUUAUAUGGACUCGGAUAAACUUGAUGAUGCAGCUGAGAUACUAUCCAAACUUUCAAAUCCUUAUGGAUCUUAUUAUUUGGCAUUAAUUUUACAAAAAAUGGCUGCACAAGAAGAGAAAUUUUCAAGUACAAAAGCUGUUCUGUUGACAAAGGCAAAAAAUUCCAUUCAUGAUACCAUGGACCGUAUCAAAGAUGAUAAAAGCCACCCAUUGAAUAAAGAAAUAUAUCUUGUUUUAGAAGAUAUUGAGAAUGAGCUUGCUAAUGAAUUAUCCAUAAAUAAUUCUCAACAUGUGGAUGAAGAUGAAACUGAUAGCUAUGAUACUUCUCCAGUAUAUAAUAGCUCUAUGUACAUGACACCUAAUAGCCAUAAAUCUGCUAUGCAUAGUACGCCUCGACCUCAGUUUGUAAUUCCUAAGUCAAGAACAGAACGGAACAUUGAUAUCUCUCAUAAGCAUUUUGAACCAAGUCCAGAAAGAUUGGAUGCCCAAAUAAGAGCACUUGCUUUAAAUCAGGACACUGUUGUAAAAACAGUUUUAGAGCAACAGAAAACAAUUUUAGAGCAGCAGAAAUCAUUUUUGGACACUAAUAGAACAAUAGCAGAUACACUAAAACAAAAUACUGAAGUUUUAGAGCAAUUAAAGAAAUUGAUGGAAGAGCUAAAGGUAUCUGAUUUAAGAAAUCAGUCUAAAGGCUCAACUAGGAAGGCUAGCUAUCCUAAAGGAGUAACUGAGGAAGAGGAUUAUGGCGAUUAUGAUCCUAAUAGUCUCCUAGAAUUCUAUACUGAGGAAGGUAAUGAAGAUUAUAGAAAUUCUGCGUACGGUUAUAAUCCUUCAUCACGAAUGGUUCAUGAAGCAGCAGCAUCUUUGAAUUAUGUAAUGUCACCAGCGAUUCCACCUGGUCCACCACCUGCACUUAAUCACUAUAAUUACCAAUAUCCUCCACAUGCUGUUCUUCCUGCUCCACCAAUUGCUGAAAGAGCUCCAUUUUAUCAUCCACCACCUGGUCAAGGUCUUCCUUUUAGUGAAGGGCAACAGUUGCCCCAAUUUCAUUUCCAUGUUGCUUCCUCUGGAGUAAAACCUCCACCUCCUGUCAUGAGCAGUGUUGCAAGCAUUCCUCAAGGUAUGUCUUUACCUCCACCACCACCACCUCCUCCUAGUCUUCAUCCACCACCACCUGUCAUUCCUCCUCCAAGUACAUCGUUGCCUAUGCCUAUGCCUAGUCCAUGGUCGAAAACAGCUGCUGGAGUACCUCAUAACUUUCAGAUACCUCUUCCCACAUCAACUCCUUUCUCUCAGUCAUCAAAUGUUGUUCCUCAAAUGGUUCCUCCAACAGUGUCUAGUGCCACACCUGUAACAACUCAGUCAACAUUAAAAAAUUUGCUGAUGAAACCACCUCCAGCACCUAGUCUAAGUAAUCAGAGCCAACAGUUGACUUCAACUCCUACAACUGCUACUUCUACUAAUGUAUCGAUCUUCACUAAUAUCUCAAAAACACCAGACACUUCUGGUCAUGAACGUUCUAGAUGCGAUAGUGAAAAUGCUACCAGUCCCGAUGUUGAUGGCGAUAUAGAGAGGGAAGUCAUGGGUGACUUUAAGCCUUUAAUUCCAUUACCAGCUGAAAUAGUUGUUGAAACAGGAGAAGAAGAUGAAGAGGUAUUAUUUGAGGAUCGAGCCAAACUGUACAGGUUUGUAGAUCAAGAGUGGAAAGAGCGGGGUUUAGGUAUAGUCAAAAUCUUACAUCAUAAUUCAAGCAGAAGAGUUCGUCUUCUAAUGAGAAGAGAGCAGGUAUUGAAAGUUUGUGCCAAUCACUAUAUAACUCCUGAUAUGGAAAUACAUCCCUUGAAAAACUCUGAUCGAGCAUGGACUUGGGUAGCUCAAGAUUUUGCAGAUGAAGAGUUGAAGCCUGAGCAUUUUUGUAUACGCUUCAAAACUGCAGAACUUGCAGCUGCAUUCAAAGCUGCUUUUAUUAAGGCAGUAAAUAUAGCUAAAGAUUCAGGAACAAGAAAUUUAAGCAAUUCCAAAGUUUCUACAACUGACACCCUUGGUAUAUCCAAACCAUUUGGAAUGAAAUUUGCUCCUAAAGUAGGGUCUUGGUCUUGUCCUACUUGCUAUGUUAGUAAUGCAGCAGAGAAGUCCUUUUGCGUUGCUUGUGAAACAGCAAAUCCUGUUGCAUCACAAAACGCCACAUCUACUACAGUUACUGUUCCAUCUGAUGUAUCUAAAUCUACCUUUUCUUCUAAAACAACUUUACUUGAACCAUUUUCAUUUAAUAUAUGUGGGGUUCAAUCUGAUAACAGUUCACUUUCUUCUAAUAUACCAGUGACAACAUCUUCCAAUACUGGAAAAAAUGUUUUUGGUGGUUUUACAUUUUCAUCUUCUCCAACAAUUCGUGAAACUGAAAGCCCUGAAGCUAAAGAUAGAGAAAUUCUUGUAGUUUCAACUAAAUCUAAAAAUGGCCCACAAGUCACUAAAGUUACACCAAAUUCUAGUCCAUUUUCAACUUUCUCUUUUGGUAAAUCCCCACCUGUUUCUUCGAAUGUAACUGUUCAGUUGCUGGGCAAUACAAGAACUGUGACAGCUACAGAUGAAAAGACAGCUCCAUUUGGAAGUGGAUUAUCUAAACCACUUUUUCCAGUUUCAUCUUCAAAUAUUCAGUCUAGUGCAAUUACAUCAUCUUCUAAUGAAAAUAGUCUUUCAAAGAUGCAAGCUAUGGUUCAAAAUAUAGCUCCAACAUAUACAUUUGAAUCAAAAGAUGCCUCUAAGAAUACUAGCCAAACAUCUGUUGAAUUAGGCAAACAAUCUGAUUUGACCUUUAGUUCAACUGUUUCUCCUAAUAUUAGCAAAUUAUCAACUGACAAUAGUCCAGAAGAGUUUGUUCCUACAGCUGAAUUCAAACCAGUAGUUCCAUUACCUGCUUUAGUUGAAAUCAAAACUGGUGAAGAGAAAGAAGAAGUACUCUUUGAAGAAAAAGCAAAACUUUUCCGUUAUGAUUCAGAGUCAAAAGAAUGGAAAGAACGUGGAACUGGUGUAUUGAAAAUUCUAUAUUCAGAAGAGAAUAAAAAAUAUCGCAUCUUAAUGCGAAGGGAUCAGGUGUUGAAAAUUUGUGCUAAUCACAACAUUCUUCCUGGGAUGAAACUAUCACCAUUAGCUAAAAGUGAUAAAUCAUGGGUAUGGUUUGCUCAAGAUUAUUCUGAUGGUGAUUUAAUUGAAGAAAAAUUUGCUGCUAGGUUCAAAAAUGCUGAAAUAGCUCAAAAAUUCCAGAGUGUUUUUGAAAAAUGCCAGGAAGCUUUGAAAUCGGUUUCUCCUGAAAAUUUUUCUGAGGGAACAGAAGAAUUGCCUUCCCAUGAAAAAGUACCUAAUAUAUCCACUACUGAUAAAUUUGGUGGUAGUAGUGCAAUUGGCCAAAUAGGUCAACUCUUUAAACCGCCUAAUUUAUGGAAUUGUUCUAAUUGUCAUCAAGUAAAUAUGAAUGUAUCUUCUUGUGCUUAUUGCAAGACACCGAAUACCAGCAAUGUGCAGAAACAAGAAAAUGUUACUCAAAAGCCAUUAUCUGAACUUUUUAAACCAGCUGCUGGCUCAUGGGAAUGUAAAAAUUGUUAUGUAAGGAACAAAUCAACUGCUAAUAAAUGUGAGUCAUGUGAAACUCCUAAGCCAAAUACUUUGAAACAAGAUUAUAACUCUGUACAACAGGACUUCUCAAAAUCUAGUAGUACUGCAUCAACGACAGACUCUCAGAAAUCUUUAGCUGACAUGUUCAAACCCAAGCCUGGGUCGUGGGAGUGCCAAAGUUGCUUAGUUCGUAACGAUGCAGAUAAAACUAAGUGUGUAUCUUGUGAUACACCAAAGAGUGGAUCUACUUCACUUUCAUCUACAGAAUCAACUAGUGUAUUAUCAAAGUUUCAAUUUGGCUCAUCAGAUACUUCUUCAGCAUCAACUUUUCAAUUUGGAAAACCAAAAACUAGUGAAUUUGUUUUUGGCAUGAGACCAGUAGCUCAACCAACAACAUUUUCUUUUGGCCAUUCCACAAUUACCAAUAAAGAAAAUGAGACAAUUGGUUUUAAACCUACUCUUCCUGCCACUGACAGUCCUGCAAUUUUUGGUGGUGUAACUCAAAAGACCCUUAGUGAGAAAAAUGAUUCCACUAAAACUUCCUCGACUUCAGUAUUUGGUAACUUUUCAUCUCCAUUUACAUUUGGAUCAACUACAAUUUCCCAAAAGUCUGAUUCUGAAACUGUAGGUUUUCAGUUUGGUAGUCCACAAAAGUAUGAAUUCAAUUUUACAGGAGUGAGACCAAAGAGCCCUACAAAAGCACCAAAAUCUCCCCGCUCACCUGGCUCUCCUUCAGAUGGGGAUGAUGAGGAAGGAAGUGAUUAUGAAGCUGACAAUAUUUAUUUUCAACCUGCUAUUCCUUUACCUCCAAAAGUGGAUGUUAAAACCGGAGAAGAAGAGGAAAAUGUUCUUUACUCUCAGCGAGCAAAAUUGUUCCGUUUUUCAUCAGGUGAAUGGAAAGAAAGGGGUAUUGGUGAUAUUAAAAUUUUGUUUGAUGAUAAAACAAAAAAAGCACGCCUUUUGAUGCGGCGUGAACAAGUAUUAAAAGUCUGCUUAAAUCAUUACCUUACAAAAGACUUAAAAUUUGAAAAGCGUGGAGAUAAAUCAUGGAGUUGGACUGCCACCGACUUUUCAGAAAAUGAACCUUCACCUGAAUUAUUAGCUCUUAGAUUUAAAACAAGUGAGUUGGCAGAGGAAUUCAAAGAAGCUAUUGAUGAUGCUUUAAAUAAAAUGGAGUCUUUACCUGUCAGCUCAUCAGAUACAGCUGUCAGUAAAUCAGCUACUCUAUUUUCAUUUAAAAGUGAUUUUACUACUCCUUCCAAAGUUGAGUCAAAUUUUAAUUCUGGUUCGCUUUCAUCUCGAUUUGGUACAACUAUGCAGGAUAAGCCAGUGUUUGGAUCAAGUAAUUUCAGUUUUUCAAAUGCAAAAGAAGGCUCUUCCCCAUUUUCAUUCUCAUUUCAGGAUAAAGUUCCUGUAACUUCUGCUUUUUUCAGUCAGCCAUCAAACUUUUCUUCAGAAGACAAAACUAAAAAGGAAGGUAUAACAUUUACUUUUGGAUCAUUAUCAAAAGAAACAAAUGUUAGUACUGUUGAGGAUGACAAUAUCAAGAUAGUUUAUGAAGCUGUUGCUCCUGCUGAUAAAAUUGCUGCUGCUGAAAAAUUAAAAUUGCCUAAAAAUUUCUAUUUAUAUGAAAACAAAUCGCCUUGUCCUGGAUGCAUAGGUUGCACAGAUACCAUACCUCCUCGCAAAGGUCCUUCAGCUGAGGAGCCAGAAGAAAUCUCAACUGCACCAGCUACAACUGAAGAAUCUUCAAAACCAUCUGCUACGAGUAAAGAUAGUAGUGGGCCAUUUAGUAGUUCAAAAUUAGCUUCAUUUUCUUUUGCUGAUUUAGCCAGUAAAGCAAGUUCUGAAGGUCUGGCAAAACCUUCAUCUAAUACAAAUAUUUUUGCGGGUGCUGGUGCUCCAGUCUUUUCAAACUUAAACACCUCUGCUGAAGAUACAGAUGAAGUUGUUCAAAGUGCUGAUAUCCAUUUUGAACCAGUGAUCCCCUUACCUGAUUUAGUUGAAGUGAAAACCGGGGAAGAAGAUGAAGUCCCUAUUUUUGUUCAUCGUGCUAAGUUAUUCCGGUUUGAUGUCAACACAAAGCAGUGGAAAGAGAGGGGUAUAGGAGACAUAAAAAUUUUAAGUCAUAAAGAGAAAGUUCGAUUCCGCAUUAUUUUAAGGCGUGAUCAGGUCCACAGUGUUGCCUGUAAUCAUUGUAUUACAAAAGAUAUGUCAUUAAGUCCAAUGGCUACUAGUGAUACUGCCUUGUGUUGGAAUGCAGUGGAUUUUUCUGAUGGUCCUGACGGUGAAGCUACACAGUUUGCAGUCCGAUUCAAACUCAAGGAAACACUAGAUCAAUUCAAACAAGUUUUUAAUGAUUGCAAGGAAAAACUUGCUAAUCCAGACAAUGUAUGCAUCUCAGAGAAGGAAAAAGUUACAGAUUUAAAUUCUGCUGCAUCAGCAGAAAAUUCAUCAAAUGAUGUUGGAAAAACAAAAUCUACUUCUGAAAAUAAUACAAGUGCUGAUAAUCAUACUACAAAAGAUAUUAAGCAUGAACCUGAGUCUGAUUCUAAAAAAAAUUGGGAAGAAGAAAUUGAAGAUGAUGAUGAUGAUGAUGAUGAAGAACCUGAAGUUCUUUUUGAAAAGAGGGCAACUUUAGAAAUAUUUGAUGAAGCAAAAGGAGCCUUUAAGCCUGAAGGAGUAGGCUGUCUGAAAAUUACUUAUGAUGACACAGUUUAUGGAUAUCAUAUUGUGAUGGUUGAUGACAAAGGUAGAACUAUGUGUGAUCACAUUAUUGCUGUUCAGACUUGUUUAAGAGUUGAAGGGAAGAAGGCCAUUUGGGCUGCUCUUGAUCUUAGUGUAGAACCUGUGACUCGAAGGCAGUUUCGUGCUACUUUUAGCUCUCAUGAAGCCUUAAAAGAAUUUAGCAAAUGUUUUGAAGAGGGAAAAGAAAUUGCCAUAAAAUCAGAAAUCAUAGAAAAGGCUGAUUAAUUCAUUUGGUAAACUGAUGUGAUCAACUUUGAAGUAUGUGAUAAGUUCAUGCUGUUAUUUAUAUUACGUAACAUUUGUGAAGAACUCUUUUAGAAUGUGUAAAAAAUUGUUAUUUUUAUUGAAUUUGUAAACUUAAUUCUUCAGCAUUUGUUUAUAUUAAAUUUUGAUCUCAUUAGAUGAAAUUUUAAAGUGUUUACAAUAUUUUGUAUGUGUGUCUAAUGUAAUUUCAUUUUUUCCUCUAAGUUCAUUAAUAAAGUACAGUAAAUUGUUAAUAUAAAUUGAUUUACUGCUGCAUUUUAUUAGUAAAUGCCAUGCAUUAUUGUUACCAUUUUGAUUAAAAUACAAGCAUGUAAAUAUUGAAAUUUUUUUUAAUCUUUUGUAGGAAUCAUGAUUAGUAAAAUUUAAGUGAGCUUAAAAUCAUUUGAUCUUAGUUAAUUUAAUAAUUGACUACAGAUCAUUGUUUUUUAUAAUAUCUUUAAAACAACAUUAGUUUCUAUUAGUUUGUUACAUCACUCAUUAAGAUAUACAAAGUUCGUAAAUCUUUUCUUAUAUGAAGUAAAUGUCUAAGAAGUAAAAUAUUCUAUAGUUAUUCCUGCACUCAUAUCAAUAAGUUGAGAGAUUAUCUUCAUACAAUAGUUCCAAAACUUGUAGCUGAAUUGCUUGAAGAUGAUUCGUUUUUGCCAUCUGAUUUGGAUUUUUGAAGAGGAACUGUUGAAGCAAAAGAGAAAUUUGAUUCCAUAAGCAUCAUUUAUAAUCAAAUAAAACUGCAAAUUCAAGUUUUAAAGAUUUUAUUCUUACCUUGAUCAAGUUGGUGGAACAUUUCUUCAAAGUAGGAUAUUACUAUGAGAACUGAAUAAAUCUAGAAAUAUUUUUUUAAUUUUGCUUUAGUAUUUUCUUAAUAAAUUUUUCAAUUUCUAAUUUUAACUGCAUUUGACUGACCAGUUUUUAUUACAAAUGCAUUUUCUAUAUAUUUACAUCAUGUAUUCCAUGUCAUAUGAGAAGCAACAUAUUAA
Argiope bruennichi is the source of this 9831-nucleotide messenger RNA. RefSeq names its product E3 SUMO-protein ligase RanBP2-like. The transcript is spliced from 28 exons. Gene Ontology annotation, molecular function: protein binding; GTPase activator activity. The record is from RefSeq and is a predicted model, not a curated record. The coding region runs from base 167 to 8818 and encodes 2883 amino acids. Gene Ontology annotation, biological process: nucleocytoplasmic transport. Gene Ontology annotation, cellular component: nuclear pore; cytoplasm. Lineage: Eukaryota; Metazoa; Arthropoda; Arachnida; Araneae; Araneidae.